GUUGGGAGGUUGGUUGUGGUGGCCUAACCAAGGUCCUUUGGGCCUUUUGACAUUUCUUUCUGCCAUCACCAUCCCGAACAUAUUCAUAUUUCAAGAUCAUCUGCCUAUCUUACUUGUCCUGCCUCGCUAUACAAGAUAAUCAAGACAGAUAACGUGGUUCACAGUAUUGAUUCAUCCUCGGACAGAGAAGGAAUGCUUUGCUAGUACUUGAGACUUACUGACGACCAAGUUGUACACGGGAUAAAAUCAUAAUAUUUCUCGCAAAAUGAGCUCACCGCCAAGGGACGACCCGACGCCGACGCCACCCAAGAAUGACAACGACGACACGACGCCACCAAAGAAUGACAACGACGACCCGACGCCACCCAAGAAUGACAACGACGACCCGACGCCACCCAAGAAUGACAACGACGACCCGACGCCACCCAAGAAUGACAACGACGACCCGACGCCACCCAAGAAUGACAACGACGACCCGACGCCACCCAAGACUGAUAACGACGACCCGACGCCACCCAAGACUGAUAACGACGACCCGACGCCACCCAAGAAUGAUAACGACGUUCCGACGCUACCUAAGAACGACAACGAUGAUAACGUCGCGAACGACAAUGUUGUAGAAGGAGCAGCUAUAUCACCCGAAGACAUCCAAAAUCUUAACACCAUUCAAGAUUUUGACGUGUCUACGUCGGAAAAUGUUUCUGAAUUUCUCCGUUUCGUCGGCAUUCCUGGACAUAUUAUGGAUUCUGAGCUUAAUCUUCUCUUGUGGCUCAUCUUGGAGCAUGAACUUCAAGAAUUGGACAAGAAGGUUUUGUGGAUGGCAGCGAGAAAUAAUCCAAAGCCAGUUGUAAACAACGAUAAUGAAGAGGAUGACGUCGUGGACAACAACGUCCUCCUAGCACCAAUGCAACCAAUCAUCCUUGACCCUUCUAUUCCUAAUCCGCGUCCCUUCCUUCCAGGUCGAGAGGACCCAUUUGCAGGACUCACAAGCAGAGAGCGGAGAAGAAAUGCGUCACAUUCGGCGAAGUCUAGGAAGCAGAUCGAGUAUUUGCUACGUACGACCGGGUAUAAUUUGCCAUUUCAGCAACUAAGCGUUGCCGAGAGGAAGUCAUUGUUCCAACAAUUGGCAAAUUCGUCUGUGAUGCUGCCCCCCAAGUACAAUUCAGUUCCUGAGAUAUUGGACGAGUUGCGAACCAGAUCCAGAAUUACGGAAGAAUUCAAAAUUGGGGAUCGACUUGGUGGAGGGAACUUUGGGGAUGUGUACGAAGUGACAAGUCGCCAAUCGAAUAUAAAAUAUGCAGCGAAAAGAAUCUCCCUCAGUAUAAAUUGUUUCGAAGAAAUGAGGAUGACUUUGAAUGAAUCGAGAAUUUUGAAAAGUUUGAACCAUGAAAACGUCAUUCAAUGCUCAGAUUCUUGGUUGGAGUUAAAAUACGACCCUAGGCACCCAAACGAAAGUGAGGCCGAGCCACUAAAGUUUUACGUCUUGAUGGAAUUUUGCUAUCAGAGCUUUAGUGAAUGGAUUACUGAAGUCAGAGAAAAGCCUACUUUGAAGUUAAUGAUUCUUAUAUUAAAGCAGCUACUUGGUGCAGUUCGCUACUUGCAUUCAAAUCAAAUCUUGCAUUUCGAUAUCAAUACUAGAAAUAUUUUGUGGCAAACUGAAGAAAGAACGGUUUUAAAAAUUGGAGACUUUGGGUUGGCCAUUAAAGGUGACUCAUUCCCUUACCAAACAGGAACGCCACCAUAUGCUGCCCCCGAAUGUGUUUUCACCUACAAGAGUGACGUCUUCUCACUUGGUGUCACAAUACUUGAAAUCGCUGAUAACAUUACUACUGCUCAAGAAUUGAUUCAGAGACUCGAAGUCAGCGAUUAUUCAACUGAAUUUGCAUUCUUGAACAAUGCUUUGCCCAUCGUUCUGAGCAAGAAUCCCAACACACGACCCUCUGUUCAGCAGUUUCAAAACAUGUUGACUCGGGUUUUGAACCCCCCAGCACGGCCAGUGUUAGAAUUGGAACCAGAAGACUAUUUGCUUCUACGACCUCCUGUGCCCGACGCUAUCCAUGAAGAAGAUGAAACCGAAAGUGAUGACGAUGACGAUCAAGGAAAUGGAAAUGAAGUUGAGGAGGAUGGAAACAGGGCUCCCCAGGAUGACGACGACGACGACGACGACGAAGAUGAUGAUGAGGACAAGGAGUGAAUCCUAACCGUGAGGACUAGAACGAUCAAUAAAUAAUGUGAUAUAUUAUAUUGUCUAGUGAACUGUGAUAGCAGAAAGCGUAUGUAUAAUAUUAUAAUGAAUAAUAGUCCUAUCUAUAAUGAUCAGAGCUCCUAAAAAUCAGUUUAUGAUUUCAAACUAGACUUCAUCAGUUCAAUAUUAUUGUGUUCCUCUAUUUUAUAUUUUAUCAUGUGCUAAUGUUUUUAAUCUACAAGGUUGGAUAAUUUUAUCCAUUAAAAUUAUUAUGAUUCGUCAAUGCUGAGCA
Molecule: messenger RNA, 2477 nt
Organism: Folsomia candida
Lineage: Eukaryota; Metazoa; Arthropoda; Collembola; Entomobryomorpha; Isotomidae
Product: myosin light chain kinase 2, skeletal/cardiac muscle
Exons: 8
Coding region: 266-2194 (642 amino acids)
Biological process (GO): protein phosphorylation
Molecular function (GO): protein kinase activity; ATP binding
Source: RefSeq, a predicted model, not a curated record